UCUAAGCUUCCACUCUCUCUCUCUAGCUCUCUCUAUCUCUCUCUAAACAAAGCUCUCUCUCUCUCUGUUAUGGAAGAUGUUGAGUUCAUAAAUGCCCCCUCUCCUCCUCUCUCUUCCUCUUUCACCACAUCACUCCUUCAAAGAUUUCAGGGUUUGAUCUGUUGGGGAGUGAGUAUCAGUUCGGAGAGGCAUAGAUAUCAAGAUGGAUGUCAAAGGCAAGAGCAAGAUGCCUCCCAACGAUGAUGACAGCCCUAACCCCAAGAGGACUCGCCCUUCUUCAUCAUCUCGCCCUUCUUCAUCAUCUCACCCUUCUUCUUCAUCUGGUAUUGGAGCUGGAUCUGUAGCUGAAGGUGAACUUUCCAUGGUUGAAUUUUUGUCUCGAUUUCAACCUCACUUGACCAACUGGAUACACAAGGAAGUGGAGAAUGCUCUUCAAACUCAGGUUCAUCCUUUUCCGCAAUUACUAAGAGGAAGGAGAGAGGGUGGAGAAGAAGCAAUUAUUGAAGGAGGGGUUGAGAAGUUCAAGCUAGUUUUCUGCAACCAACCAGCCAACACUAUCUUCACCAACAAUUUAAUCAAAGCAGAAAAUGGUGAGGCUGUUAGGGUUGCAAUUUAUGAUGCAACAACCAACGCCAUAAUCCGCACGGGUCCUCUGUCAUCGGCCCCGGUUGGGCUCGUCCUUCUCGAUGGAGACUAUGAUGAAACCAACCGUAGUUUGAGUGAAUUCAAUCGAAACAUUUUGUCUCCAAGAGAUGGGAAAAGGCCUUUACUGGUUGGGAGUGAUAUCAAACUCAACUUGGAGAAUGGCUUUGCUUCCAUCAAGUGUGUGUCUAUCACCGACAACUCGAGUUGGAUGAAAUCCAAGAAAUUUUGUUUGGGAGCAAAGAUUUUCAAUGAAAACAUUCUAGGCAUGUUUCCAACCAUUGGGGUUGUGGUGUCCCAACCUUUCAGGGUCUUGGAUCAUCGUGGAGAAGUGAACAAGAAGCAUCAUCCUCCGAGCAGAGAAGAUGAAGUUUGGCGACUGGAAGGGAUAGGAAAAGAUGGUGCUUAUCACAAAAACUUAUCAUUACAUGGCAUCAAUACUGUGGACGACUUUCUGCGAACCUACUACACUAUAGGUUCUGACCCUCUUAAAAAGUUGCUGGGUAACAAAGUUCCAAGGAAAACAUGGAUGAUGAUGAUUGAAAACGCUUUGGAGUGUCAAAGACCCAUAAACGAGCCAUCCUCAGAGGCAUAUUUGUUGGCAAAUAAUGUGAUGGGAGAUGAAGCUUUCAACGAAGGUCUUGACAUUCUUGAGCAAACUAAUUUGAAUUAUGAGUACGAGAGUUCACAAAUGUACUUCAACGAUGAUGACUUUGGAUAUGGGCUUGCUGGGCUUGAUGGUUUGCCGCCAUUGCUUACCAAUGAAGCUCCAGCUUCAUAUGAUGCAGUUGCAGCCACAGCUAUGCAAGCACUCACACCCAACACGAUCAACGACAUUUGACAAACUGAGUAUCCAAAUUCAAAUGAUUCAUGCGAAUCACUAUCUUUUACCGUUCUAUGCAACAAUAACUUAAGUCAGACUCUUUCAUUUAGAUUUGAUAUAAACUUCACCUUAUUCGACAUAUACCUCUCGUAUAUGUAAAACAUUCUGUAUUUGGUGAUUUGUUUUAAUUAGUUGUCUGUUCCUCAGUUUUCUCUAUGAA
Molecule: messenger RNA, 1685 nt
Organism: Cucurbita moschata (crookneck pumpkin)
Lineage: Eukaryota; Viridiplantae; Streptophyta; Magnoliopsida; Cucurbitales; Cucurbitaceae
Product: calmodulin-binding protein 60 G-like
Exons: 8
Coding region: 203-1483 (426 amino acids)
Biological process (GO): regulation of salicylic acid biosynthetic process
Cellular component (GO): nucleus
Molecular function (GO): DNA-binding transcription factor activity; calmodulin binding; sequence-specific DNA binding
Source: RefSeq, a predicted model, not a curated record